AUGGAUGAGGCAUGCGCUACAACAAAGAUGCACGCCGACAAACAAACGACCCUGGAAAUUGUUGUUGGCCCUGGACAUGUAGCACGGGUUGUGAGCCGAUGGACUAAAAUCCCUCUCACUACACUUGACCAAGAGGAGAACGAGAAGUUGAUCCACAUUGCGAAAAAAUUGCAUGAGCAUGUUAUUGGCCAGGAUGAAGCUGUUAAUUUGGUUGCGCAAGCAGUCCUACGUUCUAGGCUCGGAUUUGGACAAAUCGGACAACCGAUAAGUGCAUUCCUCUUUUUGGGCCCGAUUGGCGUCGGAAAGACAGAACUUGCUAAAGCCCUCGCUGAGAAGAUAUUUGACAACGAGAAGGCAUUGAUUCACUUUGAUAUGUCGGAAUAUGCUGAUAGUGGAUCUGUGUCACGUCUCACCGGAGGAUCUCGAAGCUAUGAAGAAUAUGGACAACUCACCGAGAAAGUCAAGAGGCUCCCAUAUAGUGUUAUCCUUUUCGACCAAGUGGAUAAAGCAAAUGCCUCGGUAUUCAAAGUUUUUCACCAGCUGCUCCACGAUGCUAUGUUGACCGAUGGCAAAGGGCAAGUUGUAGAUUUCAAGAACACUAUCGUCAUUAUGACCUCAAAUAUAGGAGCAGAGCACCUACCAUCAAGAAUCACGGGCGAAAAUACAAUCAAAUCUGGAAGAGAUCUCCUCAUGAAUCAGGUUAAGAAGCGCUUCAAGCCUGAACUUAUCAAUAGACUAAGUAAGGUUGUCAUAUUCGAGCCACUUUCGCACAAUGAACUGAGGAAGAUUGUGAUAAUCCAGAUGAACAAUGUCAUUGCAACAGUAGCUAACAAGGGUGUCUCCGUACUUGCAACUGAUGCGGCCCUAGACGUCAUUCUGUCACAAUCACAUGACCCGGUGGAUGGCGCAAGGCCCAUUAGAAGGUGGGUGCAGAAUCACGUGAGCACGAUUCUCUCGGACAUGCUGGUCGACGGAGAAGCCUGUGCAGGAUCGACAAUCUCCAUUGAUGCUGCUGCUGACGAUAAGAGGGGGCUAACGUUCCAAGUGCUGAAGAAGCAGCAGGAGUUGGCAGAUCAAUGA
This is a messenger RNA of Triticum turgidum subsp. durum (durum wheat), 1080 nucleotides long. Lineage: Eukaryota; Viridiplantae; Streptophyta; Magnoliopsida; Poales; Poaceae. The record is from the annotation of a GenBank genome assembly.